Molecule: messenger RNA, 2510 nt
Organism: Annulohypoxylon truncatum
Lineage: Eukaryota; Fungi; Ascomycota; Sordariomycetes; Xylariales; Hypoxylaceae
Product: P-loop containing nucleoside triphosphate hydrolase protein
Exons: 1
Coding region: 249-2177 (642 amino acids)
Molecular function (GO): ATP binding; hydrolase activity; DNA binding
Source: RefSeq, a predicted model, not a curated record
UAUAAAAUACGCAGAUAAAUUUUUUCAUGGCAAUAUCGUGUGUUUCUUUUGUGCGUAAAUGCGUAGAGAAGUCGAUAUCUGUCUCAGUUACCCCUUUCCAUUCUAUCUAUGUAUUCGCUUUAUCCCAAUUGGGUUAUUGGUCUGUUCGUUUAUUGCCCAACUCCACCGAAGACUUUUAAUCUCAAACUUCAACACCAAGCCUCAUCAAGUCUUGUCUCAACAUCAUCCUGGUUUCCAUUAGAUAUGCCAUGCCACCUCUGUCUGCAAAGUGGCUAUCUCCAACGGCAUCUAUAUGUCGUUUCCUACUGAAGGGUUAUCAUCGGACGAAAAUUCCGCCUCCGUUUAGGACCUACGCCUCCGACGCCACUCGCACAUUGCAAAAAAUAAGCCUCCGGGACUAUCAAGAAGAAUGUAUUCAAUCCGUCUUAACCUCUGUGAAAAAUGGACAUAAACGAUUGGGAAUAUCGCUGGCUACAGGUGCUGGGAAGACUGUCAUCUUCACUCAAUUGAUUGACCGGAUCAAGCCUAAUUCGGAUGAGGUUAGGCAGACGUUAAUCUUGGCUCAUAGGCGAGAGCUGGUGGAACAAGCAGCGAGGCAUUGUACCAACGCUUACCCGCACAUGAGUGUUGAAAUAGAGAUGGGCAACAUGCACGCCUCGGGAGCUGCAGAUAUCACGGUUGCCAGUAUCCAGAGUAUUAACUCCGGAGAACGUAUCGAGAAGUUUGAUCCUAGCCGGUUUAAGCUGGUGCUUGUCGAUGAAGCUCACCAUAUAGUCGCCCCUCAGUACUUGAAAACUCUAGAGCACUUCGGCCUGGAUGAAAAGAAGGAUGACUCUCCUACACUUGUUGGCGUUUCUGCAACCUUCUCUCGAACUGACGGGUUACGGCUGGGCGCCGCAAUCGAUGAGAUUGUGUAUCAUAAAGACUAUGUCGACAUGAUAGGGGACAAGUGGCUGUCAGACGUCAUCUUCACUACGGUCGAGACAAAAGCAGACAUCUCGAAGGUUGGCAGCGCUAGCAAUGGCGACUUUCAAACCCGCGAAUUAUCUCGGGUCGUGAAUACUAAACAGGUGAACGAAGUAACCGUCCGUAGCUGGCUUGCCAAGGCUUCGGGGAGGAAAUCUACCUUGGUAUUUUGUGUGGACCUUUCCCAUGUCGAUGGGUUGACUGAAACUUUCCGUCGAUUCGGCGUCGAUGCCAGAUUCGUGACUGGUGAAACUCCGAACAUCGAGAGGAGUAAACUCAUAGACGACUUUAAGAAGCAAGAAUACCCAGUAUUAGUUAACUGUGGCGUUUUCACCGAAGGAACAGACAUCCCCAACAUCGACUGUAUUAUUCUAGCACGGCCGACUCGCUCCCGCAAUUUAUUGGUGCAAAUGAUUGGGAGAGGUAUGCGACUUCAUCCGGAUAAAAAAGACUGUCAUAUCAUCGACAUGGUAUCCAGUCUAGCUACCGGCAUAGUAACAACUCCUACGUUGUUUGGCCUUGACCCGUCCGAGUUAGUCGACAAAGCAUCCGUAGAAGAUAUGCGGCGUCUGAAGAGCACGAGAGAGACCGGGGAGAGCGAACCGAUCGCGAAAGUUACCUUCGUCGAUUAUAAUUCGGUCUUCGACUUGAUAUCAGACACAUCUGGCGAGAGGCAUAUUCGAUCAAUUAGCCAGAACGCGUGGGUACAAGUUGGGCUGACCAAAUGGAUUUUGUCAGGACCAGGUGGGACUUAUAUACGAUUGGAAAUGGCCGGCAAGGACAAUUUCGUUGCCUGGGAGGUCCGGGCUCUUCCUGAAGGUGUAGCGAAGUCUCCAUAUGCUAAACCUCGAAAACUACUCCAAGCGCCCACCCUGGUCGAUGCUGUACAUGGAAGCGAUAAAUAUGCCUCAGAACAAUAUCCCCAUUACCUUAUCUCAAGAUAUCAGAAUUGGCGUAAAAGUCCUCCUACAGAUAAUCAACUGGAAUUUCUCAAUAAGUUGCGAGGGAAGGAGGACAAAUUAACAGCAAUGGAUAUUACAAAGGGAAAGGCUGCAGACAUGAUAACGAAAUUGCGACAUGGUGCUCGAGGACGCUUUGCUAACCUUGAUGCGGACCGAAGACGAAAGGAGCGAAAGCAGAUCAUGGCACAAGAGAGGGAGAAAGCCUUGCAAGAACGAGAAAAAGUUGUUGUUGGACCUCUAUUAGCGUGAAGGUUUUCACAGUCACAGGUUCACACACCAAUGCAAACUGCCAAAACCACCCUAUGGCAAGAGCUUGACAUGCGGCUCAACUGGCGGCUCGGUGUGCGGACCGUUUGAAAAUUGGUAGUCACUUUCAUUGAGAAAGGUUCCUGCUAAUUCUUUACAGUCAGUGUGCAUACAACUUUUACGCACUAGCCAACCGUACAUACUAUUUCGUUCAGUUUGCAGUGUGUACACUAUCCACACAGUUCUUGUCACUCCCUCACGCACCUUCGUCUUAUCCCAUUUUGUAUUCCAGCCGCCAGAAGGAAAUCCAAACCAAAAUUCACGGAUAAGCCCAGU